Molecule: messenger RNA, 1126 nt
Organism: Schistosoma bovis
Lineage: Eukaryota; Metazoa; Platyhelminthes; Trematoda; Strigeidida; Schistosomatidae
Source: the annotation of a GenBank genome assembly
GCCAUCAGAAGUUUACGAGAAGACACUUGAUUCUAACAGAUUUGAAGGUCGAGAAACCGUUCAAAGUGUACGCUAUCUCUUAUCAUUAGCAAGGUCGGAUUAUGGCCUUACGUGCUUUUGGCGCCGUACCACUCAAGUUAUUGUGUAGGUCAGAUGAGUUUCUUUUUAGAAACUUUGGACGUCAAUCAUCCCACCUCUUUGUACACAGAGAAACCCCUGAAAACAAUUCUAAUACAACCUUCGAAUUUUCUGCAGAAAACAAAAAGAGACUGGAUGUGAUAAUAUCAAACUAUCCCCCUGCUCACAAGGCUGCUGCUAUAAUUCCUGCUUUGGAUUUAGCUCAGCGACAACACGGAUGGUUGCCAAUAUCCGCUAUGAACAAAGUGGCAGAGAUUCUUAAUGUCCCCCAGAUGAGGGUUUAUGAAGUUGCCACAUUCUACACCAUGUUUAACAGGGAACCAGUCGGAAAGUAUCACAUUCAAAUAUGUACCACAACCCCGUGUAUGCUAGGAGGUGUAGGGUCAGAAGUUAUUCUAAACGCACUCAAGAAAAAACUUGGUAUGUCGUCAUUAUAUUUCGUAACAUUUUCCUAUAAAUUCUUUAAUAUAUCGUUUCUACCAACAUUGUGCUUAACAUUGGUGCCUAUCUCUUGGGAAAUCAUCUCACUUCAAAGUCUGUAUUUUUUAUGUUAAUAGUUAAACAACCAUAGGGAUCCUAAUAAUAUACUAUGCCGUCAGAAUUUAAAGAAUAUUGUCAAUCUAUUAGGAUUGUUUAUGAUAUGGAUUAUUGGACCGUUGACCUAUACAAGCAGUUAUGUGGUUGCCAUUUUGUACUCUUUUAAGUCUAGCCUAACAUUUAUACUGGACUCCUACCGUGAAUCAUAAUAUCGACAACAUGAAUCGUUUGGUUUACCUAACCUAGGUAUUUUUCUGAAAUGCGUUUGUUUAGUAUACCGAUAGUAUAUGCACAUUACAGUCAAGCCUGAAAUAAGCAAGUUAGUUUUCUAGAGGAAAACCGGAUCGCACUUAAACUAUACUGUACAAUACUUAAUUGUGACCUGUACUUUUACAUUUAAACUAAUAUUUGUUUUCUCGGUUUCAUAGGUAUUGAACCGGGUCAGACCACA